GAGAAGGACCGGGAAAGGAGGCUGCAAGGAAACGACCUGAUUACUGCAGCGCGCCGGGAGGGGCGCGCAACCGGCGACCCUGGGUUGGGGGUGGCAGACUCUGCAGCGGGUCUCAGCCUCCGUUCCCGGUAUUUCUUCACCUUCCUUCCAUUUUGGAGCCGGAAAUGGUGGCUGUGGGAACUCGAAGGAGGAGUGGGGAGGGGACCGGGCGUCUGCUGCAGAGGAUAGAGACAGGGAUUAGGUGUGGGAAGCACGCCCCUUCUAUGGAAGAGGCGAUCCAUUGCGUGUGCUAUGGACUUCUGAACAUAGGUCGGAAGCAGGAAACAGUUUCUGGUCGCUGCAGGUCGGUGUGAGUGUGGGCGCUGCCUGCGGACGCUAGGGUAAGCCUGACAAAGCGCUGACGCCACAACGGGGAUAGGUUUGCUAUGCCCACGUUACCUCUUCGCCCUUCAUCCAUCUUGAUGCAUAAAAUGGUCUUUAGGUCCGUUGCUGCAGCAGAUUUCAAGGCUGAGAGACGAAGACUGCUUCUGAUCCCUGCAGGAAGAAGAAGCAGGGGAAAAAAAUCUCAAGAUGGAAAAGGACCCCAAGGAAAGGAGAGAAGAGGAGCAGGCUCCAGUGUGGAAUGAAGAAGCUUGCCCUAUGGGAGGUGGUGAAGGCCUCAAACCUAGAGAAAAUGUUAGAGGGGAUUGGGACCCACCUGCUCAGGAUUUUAGAGAGGAUAUGCCCAAUGGGCUUGUCAAUAACAUUGACAUCAUAGAUGGGGAUGCUGAUGAUAUGGAGAGGUUCAUGGGGGAGAUGAGAGAGCUAAGGAGGAAAAUUAGGGAGCUUCAGCUGAGGUACAGUCUGCGCAUUCUUAUUGGAGAUCCUCCUCACCAUGACCAUCAUGAUGAAUUUUGCCUUAUGCCUUGAAUGCUGAGGUUAAUAAUCAUAAACCCCAUGCUUUGCAAACUUGCAUUUUCUUGAUAUACCCUUUAUUCUGAACCUUCCAUGUUCUGUCAUUUUUCAGAUUAGUGAUUUCAUUUUCACUUUUGACUUUGUAAGAAUUUAUGUCAACUUGCAGAAAAGCAGGGGAGAUAUUAUGAACUUGCAUGAAAAGAUGUCUAUUACAUAUUGUAAAGCUAAUAAAGCAGUUCAAAAAGCAGUCAGUAGAUAUACUAUCUCAUUUUAAAGCAUGCAUUAUAUAUAUAUAUAUCUGAAUGUGUCUUUUUAUUUUCUUGAUUAG
Dama dama (fallow deer) is the source of this 1222-nucleotide messenger RNA. It is a transcript of the gene BEX5, whose product is annotated as brain expressed X-linked 5. Gene Ontology annotation, molecular function: signaling receptor binding. NCBI's taxonomy places the organism in Eukaryota, Metazoa, Chordata, Mammalia, Artiodactyla, Cervidae. Gene Ontology annotation, biological process: signal transduction. The record is from RefSeq and is a predicted model, not a curated record. Gene Ontology annotation, cellular component: cytoplasm. The transcript has 3 exons. Bases 571 to 909 code for a protein of 112 amino acids.